Messenger RNA from Thermothelomyces thermophilus ATCC 42464, 402 nucleotides. RefSeq lists its product as uncharacterized. Gene Ontology annotation, molecular function: protein binding. NCBI's taxonomy places the organism in Eukaryota, Fungi, Ascomycota, Sordariomycetes, Sordariales, Chaetomiaceae. The record is from RefSeq and is a predicted model, not a curated record. Bases 1 to 402 code for a protein of 133 amino acids. The transcript has 2 exons.
AUGGCGCCGACCCACGGCAUGGUGGAGCGACCGCUGCCGGCGAAUCCCGCCCGUCUCUCCGUUACCCAGUCAACGCGCACAGGACUCGACACCGCCGGAGACACUACGGUCCCAUCUCCGGCCUCAAAUACCAUCGGCGGCAUCACGCCACAUGCCGGCAUCGACGUGUCAGUCAAGCUGGCGGGAGAUGACAGCCGGUCACAGCCGCCGGCGUCUCCCAAGCCAUGUCCCCGCCACCUCCUGACCUUGCCGCCUGAGAUCCUGCUCAUGAUCCUGCAGGCUCUCGACUUCGCCGACAUUGUGCGCCUGCGCGAGACGUGCAUGCAACUCCGCGCGCUGGCCAGCCCGCAGCAGGUCCGCGUUCUCUUUGGCCCGGACCGUCUGCACUCGCAGCCCCUGUGA